Molecule: messenger RNA, 2640 nt
Organism: Peronospora belbahrii
Lineage: Eukaryota; Oomycota; Peronosporomycetes; Peronosporales; Peronosporaceae
Source: the annotation of a GenBank genome assembly
AUGUUUCGAUUGGAUCAAUUCACGCGAUCCAAUUCAGCCAAUUCGUAUCGAUGGGGUACAUAUCGUCCUGGACUAUAUUUUGGUCUUCGAUCUCGUUCAGAACCUGAAUUUGUGUCUGUGGGUCUUUUAUGGACAUCACAAAUGGAAGAUGUCUCACAACUGAGACAUGAAUGUCAACAGGACGAUCAGCUUCAACGUUAUGGAUGGCUUCAACAUGAUGGAAGAAAAUAUGGACGAGAGACAAUAGAAGAUCAAUUUAAUCGUCUUGAACUGCAUACAAGUUAUGUCCAAUUUAUUCAGACACAAGAAGAGGAAGAAGAAGAAGAGGAAGAGGAGGAGGAAGAAAAAAAAGAGGAGAAGGAGAAGAAGGACGAGGAGGUUCAAGGAUGGGGUGUACGAGUACUAGUAGCUCCUUUAAUACCUCGUGACAAGAUAUUGAGACAAAGAGAAGGACCAAAGAACAACAAAAUGUCGCUCUUUUUUUAUAUUGAUGUGAGCUGUGAAGACGAGAUAUUGACUUCAAGCUGUCGAGAAAAGCUGCAGAAUCUAGUACAAGUGACAGUGGAGCCGACGGAGGUAUCGUGUGGACAAGAGGACGAGGAGCAAUGUGUGCAGAUGGUAUUGGUGAGUGAAGGUCCAGAGAGUGACAAGACCACGGUGCCCUUAGCGUUCCAGAUGCAAGUGCAAUUGAAGACUCGACGGACGGUGCGUAGCAUGCAGCUGCACUAUGUCGGACUCAAAGACACCAAUGUGAUCAAUGUGAAGGAAAGACUGGUGUCUCUUGCUCAACGCCCUGGUGGCAAAGAAAAUCAGAACUUGAAGGACGACAAGGAAAUCAACCUGGAGAACUAUGUCGAGGACGGAAGCACGUUGAUUGUUGUCCAGGCGAUCAUUGAUGUUGAUGUUGCCACGUUUAAAGAGGGAGAUGCCGUGCUGGAUGUAUUGUUCAAUGAAGUUGCGUCUUCCAUUGAAGACAAGUCUUCCAUUAAAGAUGAGAUCGUGACAACUCCCAUUGAUCAUCUUAUCACUGGAAAGCUAGUUGAGUACUCACAGCAGUUCGAGGACAAGUUUGAAAAGACUUUUCGUUUGUCGACGAAAUCGUGGCCGGCAAAUAAUGGUGAAGAGACGCCGUUUAAUGAGAGUCUUAAAGCAUUUGCAAAGGCAGCUUUCAGUAAUUUGAUUGGUGGCACAGGCUAUUUCUACGGGACUUCGUUGGUGCAACAUGAUCCGGAAAAGCCCGACGUUGUCGAGUCGCCCAUGAAGCCGCUACUCACAGCAGUUCCAUCGCGGUCUUUCUUCCCUCGAGGUUUCAUGUGGGACGAAGGUUUUCACCAGAUUGGCGUGUCAACAUUUGACGAUCGACUUACACGCGAUGUUAUUGCACAUUGGCUUAGUCUCAUGGAAGAGGACGGCUAUAUCGCUCGCGAGCAGAUUUUGGGCCAAGAUGCUCGUCGUCGCGUACCGACUGAGUUUUUGGUCCAGCACGUGGAACACGCCAACCCUCCUACGUUGCUUUUGGCUUUGGAGAAAAUGAUGCAUUGGCAUCAGAAUGCUGACACAGACAAGGAAUUGCAGGAAUUUAUGCAAACUAUCUUUCCAUCUCUUAAGCACUGGUACAACUGGUUCUUGAAGACGCAGUACGGACCACACAGCACGAGCUUCCGCUGGCGCGGCCGUCACAAGAAUGAUGGCAAGCUUAUUUCGAACACGCUUUCUUCCGGCCUGGAUGACUAUCCACGAGCAUCAUUUCCUAGUGAGAAUGAAAUGCAUGUGGAUUUGCUUUCGUGGAUGAUUCGAUCGAGCAAUAUUAUGGCAAAGCUUGCAGCUUUUAUUGGCCAGGAUACUGAUGUCCAGCGCUUUGAGGCAAACAGCGCGCACUUUUUUGCUGGACUAGAUGAACAUCACUGGAAUGAGGAGGCUCAGUCGUAUUUUGACGUCGGUGAACACAGUGAGGACGGUGUGAUUGAGUACCAGGUUGCUGUGCGUUGUCGUAACGAUCAGGGUCAGGUGAUUGGUGCGGCAGCUCCUAUCACGCAGCUUGAAACCAAAGUCAAGUGCCCAGUGAGUCAUCCCCACUACAUGUUUCCUUUGAGUGAUGGUCGCGGUGGGCUGCAGAUGCUGCCUGUAUUUGUCCCUCACACCACUAAGCUACAGCACGUAAAGCACGUCGGCUACGUCAGCGUGUUCCCGCUCUUACUGAAGUUAUUGCCGCCCGACUCGCCGAAGCUACUUGCACUUUUGAAGCAAGUGACAGACCCUGCGCAGCUGUGGUCUCCUUUCGGACUCCGUUCUUUGUCUACGCUUGAUCAAUUUUUUGAGCAGGAAAAUGCGCCUGGAGAUAACCCGUACUGGCGUGGAGCUAUCUGGAUGAACGCCAACUACCUGGCUUUGGAUGCGCUACACCACUACGCGCAGCCGAGCACGGGAAGUCCGUUCCAAGCGGAGUUUCAAUCGGCGUAUACGGCGCUACGUGCGAACGUGAUUGCCAAUGUUUAUCGCGAGUACGAGCGGACUGGGUAUCUGUGGGAACAGUACAGCGGUGACAUUCACAGUGAACAGCGGUACGGUCAAGGACAACGGUGUCAUCCGUUCACGGGAUGGACAUCGCUUGUCGUGAACAUCAUGGCAGAGAUCUACUAG